CUCACUGCUCAGAGCUUUUCUCCCCUCGCUGCUGCAGUGCCAGUUGUGCACUACUCCUUGUGCUUCAGGUUGCUCCAGCAGCCACUGUAGCAGAUGCUGUGGGUUUGAGAGAAAGGCUGUGGGUAAUACACACUGACAAACGAUGCAAACAGCUCCCAGUUACACUGUGACCAAAGGCAUGUCACAUUUGACCUGCCCGCUGCUGUGCGGCUAGCCUUUCAGCUAAAGUUAGCCACCGACCGUUAACGUUAUCUCAACUGCAGCUGACUAGCAGAGAGACGCCCAGAAUGAUAAAGUUGAGCUAACAGUGAAACAGAACUUGACGAAAAUACAAAUAACAGCACAACCUAUGCUAAGUGUUGAACAGUUUUUAAAUUAAGGCCGCAGUAUUUUGGAAAACUUUUCGACUCUCAUGCGGACUUUCUCCACUGUUUUCAGUCGUCGUCCGGAGAGGGUUAACGGCUGUGGCAGUUGUUGCAGCACUCAGUCAACAGUCAACGAUGUCCUUACUGUCCCGUACAACACGCCUACUCGGAAGAGGAACAACCUUGCUCCGUGAUCCGUGUAAGAGGAUUUGCGUUAACAUGUCGUCCUCCUCUGCCUCGGGUAAGAGACUGCGGGUUCUGGUUGACAUGGACGGGGUCCUGGCGGACUUCGAGGGCGGGUUCUUGAAGAAGUACCGGGCCAGGUACCCGAGCGAGCCCUACAUCACCCUGGAUGACAGGCGGGGGUUUUGGGUGUCGACGCAGUAUGGGCGGCUGAGGAGUGACCUGUGUGAAAAAGCCAGUAGCAUCUGGGAGUCCAAGGACUUCUUCAUAGAACUGGAACCGCUGCCAGGAGGAGUGGAGGCGGUUAAGGAGAUGGCCAAGAUGGACAACACAGAUGUCUUUCUUUGCACCAGCCCUAUAAACCAUUACCAACACUGCCCGUAUGAGAAGUAUGCCUGGGUAGAGAAGCAUUUGGGCCAUGAUUUUCUGGAACAGGUCAUCCUGACAAGAGACAAGACAUUAAUCACCGGAGACAUUCUAAUAGACGACAAGCCUGACAUUCUAG
This is a messenger RNA of Morone saxatilis (striped sea-bass), 1053 nucleotides long. RefSeq names its product 5'(3')-deoxyribonucleotidase, mitochondrial-like. Gene Ontology annotation, molecular function: 5'-nucleotidase activity. The record is from RefSeq and is a predicted model, not a curated record. NCBI's taxonomy places the organism in Eukaryota, Metazoa, Chordata, Actinopteri, Moronidae. Gene Ontology annotation, biological process: pyrimidine deoxyribonucleotide catabolic process.